Messenger RNA from Centruroides sculpturatus (bark scorpion), 1021 nucleotides. RefSeq lists its product as uncharacterized. Bases 614 to 1021 code for a protein of 135 amino acids. The record is from RefSeq and is a predicted model, not a curated record. Lineage: Eukaryota; Metazoa; Arthropoda; Arachnida; Scorpiones; Buthidae. The transcript is spliced from 3 exons.
AUAACAGUAAAUUUAUUAUGUCUAAAUCAUAUUUCGCCACUGGAAAGAGAAAGCAUUUAUUAUUUAUGGCUAUGAAGGCGCCGAAUUAAAAAUCCGUACAAUACUUUUCUUUUUGUAGAUUAAAAUAAAGUUAAUGAGUUUAUUGCUCUUUUAAAAUCUUUUAAUAGGUAAUAUAUUUGGAUCACAUGGUUUGUUCUAUUCUUUUGCUUACAUUUUAAUCGCUAAUAAAUGAAACACUUUAACGUUUUCAUUACGAAAAAUAUGUCUUGUAUACAAAUCCGUACAUUUACUUCGUUCUGGAAAAAAAGGGUACAUUUCGGUAAGAAGGGGUUUUGUAAACCAGCGUGUGUUUGGUAAGAUUUAACAAAUUGCAACAGAGCAUGAGUGUAACGGCCUAGAAUGAGAUACAGAUUGAACGUAAGACGUUGACCUGAUCAUUAGACCAUACCAUUGGUAAGAAGCACAUUGUUCUCUAACGUUUCGGUCCGUAGUUUAUUAUAAUCGCCUUUAAUCUAACACUUGUGUUUAGUAGUAAGUCCGUUAAAAGGCAAAGAGGGAGCACGCCCGAAUCAUUCGGAACACUCGCUACUUAGAUUUUGAAUCCGUGGAGUACAUGAAGAAGCUUCCUCACGAAGACAUGGCUACCGUCGAUUACAAUUCUAUGGGGCAAGAUAUACUCCCUCCCGCUUACAAACAACCUGGAUCAAACUCGCAAAAAUUAACUAGGAUUAUAUCUUACACUGUAGUAACCAUGACUGUGAUCAUCGGAGUAUUUGUUUUGGCUGGGAUGUAUAUUAGAUCUCAAGGUCGAGAGUGUCCUUGUACAAUUCAAGAAAAUCAAUUUUCUCGGAGAAUUGACAAGUUGGCAUCUAUAGAAGAAGAACCUCUGAAUGCUGUGGCUAGCGAAGUGGUACCAAAAAAAUUAUCUUUACCUUUAAAAUUACAAAUCGAUGAUUCCGCAGGGGUAAGCUUUUAUCGAAAUAUUUCUUAUAUUCUGCAAUUAUUCAUAAGUAUAAAGUAA